AUGAAUUACUUUCACCGCCUUGCUUCUGCUUCUGCUUCGGCUUCUGCUUCAAAAGCUCAAGCUUCCACCUCCCAAUCUAUCCUCAAUUUCUCCAAAUCCCAACCUCAACCAGAUAUGGAGAACCACCGACUUCAAGAUGAGUCUUCCACAGUGGCAGUCUCUUCUCCGUCCGAAUCCAAGAAACCAAGGAAGAAGAAGGUUCUGUUGAUGGGAAAAUCAGGUUCGGGAAAGAGUUCCAUGAGAAGCAUCAUCUUUUCCAACUAUGUCGCAAAGGAUACGAGACGAUUGGGAGCAACAAUUGAUGUCGAUCUUAGCCAUGUCAAGUUUCUGGGAAAUUUAACACUGAACCUGUGGGACUGUGGAGGGCAGGAUGCAUUCAUGGAAAACUACUUAUCUCAACAACGUCAACAUGUCUUCUCCAGUGUCGGUGUCCUUAUUUACGUUUUCGAUAUCGAAUCUCGAGACUUCGACCGUGAUCUUUUAACAUAUCGCUCGAUCAUCACCGCUCUCACUCAAUUUUCGCCAACCGCAAGCAUUUACGUCUUAAUACAUAAAAUGGAUCUUGUCCUUCCGAACCAACGUGAGGAUAUCUUCCAUGAAAAAGUAUCACUUAUCCGAUCCAAGUCAGAAUCGUUCAGUAUCGUGCCAUUUGCGACAUCUAUUUGGGAUCAAUCACUUUACAAAGCAUGGGCAGAAAUCAUUCACGAUCUAGUUCCAAAUCUCGGAGAAAUAGAAAGACAUCUCUCUUCACUCGGUGCCAUCAUUGAAGCCGAAGAAGUUCUUCUAUUUGAGCGCUCCUCAUUUCUUGUUGUCUCAAGCUGGACAUCGCAGGAGGGAGAAAUGAAUCCUACCACCGAUCGAUUUGAGCGUCUCUCGAAUAUAAUCAAGAAUUUCAAACAAAGCACUUCUCGUUAUACCGGUACACCGAAGUCCACCGAACAAUUCAGUUUGUUUGAAUUGAAGAUGCCAAACUUUAGCUUAUUUGUCGUCAAAUUUACAACCAAUACAUACCUGGCGGCCAUUCUUCCACCUGGAGAGGAACGUUUCAACUGUGCUCUUGAAAAUGCGAAGAUUGCUGCGAGAGACUUUGAAGAACUUGACAGUCCGGCAAGAAAGAGUGCUAAUAGAGGAGCAACAAUGAACGAGGCUAGGUAUGCUUAA
Molecule: messenger RNA, 1161 nt
Organism: Sclerotinia borealis F-4128
Lineage: Eukaryota; Fungi; Ascomycota; Leotiomycetes; Helotiales; Sclerotiniaceae
Source: the annotation of a GenBank genome assembly